AUGCUUAUUGUUCCAAUGGCGUCAAUAUUGGUUGUUCUUUGGUCUUUGUUAGUUUGCACAGUAAAUUUGGGUUACGGUGAUCAUAUUCCUCCGCGUUAUACGAUAAAUUUGGAUUUCCCUCCAGAAAGACGUUGGAAUGAGGUUAUCGAUGAUCACAAAAAAUUGAUUCCGGCAGUUAUUGAAGAAAUCCGCCAUUACGUACCAAAGUUGUUACGCCCAAUUCUAUGGUGGAUUGAUGAGAACAUUUUGCUGAAAAGGCUUCCGGAAGAAUAUGCCCGAGAAAUGCGUGGUAUUGCAGCACGAAGUGACCUUAGUGUUGGUGAGGUGUUAGGUAUAAACAUUCUGUACGACAUUUCCGCUUUCGAUCGUAAACAUAUAUUAGCAAACAUCGGAUGCACAUCUAUUGUUGCAGAAGAUCAUAAAGGUCGAAUAAUUCAUGGUAGAAAUUUGGACUAUGUAAUGACUUCACUUAUUCGAAACUUAACAAUUAUUGCUGACUUUACACGGGGAGGAAAUAUACUUUAUACUGCGGUAACUUUCGCAUUAAAUGUUGGCAUAUAUACUGGACAAAAGCAUGGCUUAUUUUCGAUCAGUGUCAAUGAACGCUUUUCUGGAAGUUACAUCGAUACAGUUCUAAUGGAAUUUUAUACUCAAUUCAAAAAACCGCUGACGCUUAUUAUACGGAUGGCUCUUGAAGAGAAAAACACAUUCAAAGAAGCAAAGGAAAUGCUGAUGAAUGAACAUUUUAUAGCUCCAUCAUACUUGAUCAUAGCUGGCACCAAAGCACGACAGGCCUGUAUUAUAACGAGAGAUCGCUGGAAGACCGCAGAUCUGGAAUGUAUCGAUUCACAAAAAGGUCAAUGGUUUUUAGUGGAGACCAAUUUUGAUCACUGGAAGGUCAAUAAGGACAAGCGUCGAAAAACAGCGGAAAAAGCCCUUCAACGGAUUGGUAAACAUGCUAUAACAUAUAAGAAAAUGCUCCAUAUUCUCUCACUUCAUCCAGUUGAAAAUAAUUACACGAUUUUCUCUACAGUGAUGUCACCGUUAAACCAAUCCGCUUUGUACGAUUAUACUGUUGUUCGAGAGUAA
This is a messenger RNA of Cercopithifilaria johnstoni, 1089 nucleotides long. NCBI's taxonomy places the organism in Eukaryota, Metazoa, Nematoda, Chromadorea, Rhabditida, Onchocercidae. The record is from the annotation of a GenBank genome assembly.